AAAUUUAAAUUAUCGAAAAAUUUUCAACUCUAUCACAAGGGGUCCAUGGACCCUUUAUUUUCGGACUUUACUUGUGACAACCAAAUUGCAGCUAUAUUUGUGUUUCUAUGUCAAAUAAUUUAUUGCAUGUUGAAAGGUCUACUGUCAAUUCUAAUUGUUGUUAAUAAAUGUGAUUCUGUUGUUAAAAUGUGACUAAAACUUAAUUUGAUUGUUCAAUUUAAGGAGAUUUUCACGUCAACUUGAGAAAAGAAAAUAUUAAAGGAAAAAAAGAGAUUUCGAGAAACCAGUUGCCUACCGUUUAACCCAAAAAAAAUGCCUAUUUAUACAAAGAGUUCCAGAUGCUUUCCAAAUGAAUGCUACAUUUGCAAAUCGAGAGAAAAUUUAAUAAGAUGCGAAUGCAACAUGAUUUCUUACUGUUCAGAGGAUCAUCGACAACAACAUCUAUCAAUUCACGAAGAGUUUUGCACAGCAAUAAAAGAAUUGUUGAAAAAAAAAGGAAUCACUCACAUUUAUCAAGAACUUAAUACUAUAGAUGGUUUCGAAUGGAUUAAAAAAAGAGACAAAAUUCGUAAGGAAAUCAUAAGACAACUGAAAGGACUGGAAGGAACUUUAAGUCCACUGGAGAAUUUUAUGUUUUAUACUCCACGAAUUUGUUACGAGUGUUGCGAAACAAAAGAGAAUUUAAUUAAUUGUCCAAAUUGUCCAAUAGCGAGUUUUUGCAAAGAACACGAAGAAAGUGAAACUCAUGAAGAAUAUUGUAAAGUAAUGAAUACAUAUUUAAAUGUAUUGACAACGGCCGAGAAAUUAAAUAUUGAUUUAGAUUUUCUAUCGUCUGGUUUUCCAUUUACUGGAGAGAAAGGUGAUUCUCUAGAUGAACUCACAGUGACAUACAAAACAAUCGAUAUGGACCCAUAUGUAUUUAUAUCGAGUGAAUGUAAAAUUUUUCUCACUAAUUUUAUUGACUUGACUUCAAAAAUUAAUAACGCUUUACAAAAAAUACACGACACGUUUCCAGAGGAAUUGACAAUUCACAUCGAUGAUUUCACCUAUGAUAUAUCAGUAGGAGUAGUUAAUUUUUGGGAAUUUCUCUUGCAUCUCAAUCCAGGGAUAAAAAAAUUAAAAAUCGUCAUGACUACAUCUCGAGAUGCAUCUAGAUUAAAGAAGUCUAUUUGUAAAAAUUGCCAUUUGGAGAAAAGAAAUUUCAUUCUUGAAACUUUGGAAAAAUCUUACGAAGAUUACAUGCUGGAGGAAAAUUAUCAAGAACCGAACCUUCUGUUUUAUGUUCAAAUCAACAUUAAAAGUAUCUCUGAAAGAUUAAAUAAGUGGAGUGAAUUAAAUUGUCCCAUUAUUCUACAAUUCGAUUCAAACUCCAAUUUUUGUGAAGCACAACAUUUUCUCUCGUCUUCUAGAGCAAAGUUUCGAUUUAUUCACGAGGGACAAUUGAAAACCCCGUUCAGUACAUUAUCUUCAAUUGAAAAUAAAGAUUAUUUUAUAAUUUUACAAUCAAAGGGAAGCAAAGAACUUGAAAAAUCUGUUUGUUCGGCAAGAGGCGAAAUCUGUGAGGAAAAAAUUGGCACAAAGAGUAAACGAUCAUCGAAACGUUCAUUUGCAACUAUUUCCGAAGCUGGAGAAGAGGAGAAAGGCGAGAAGAAUAAAAAAUCAAAAACUGAAAAUUGUUCAAAGUCUAUCGAUAAGGAAAAUUUUGAUCCAAAUGAAGAAGGAAUUGUUGCAAAAAAGAACGUUGAAGUUAAUUCUUCUCAAUCGUUUCUAAUCGAACACAUUUCGUUUCUCAAUAAUGAAAUCGAAGGCUUACGAAAGCAGUUAAAUUUAUCAAUUAAUGAGGUAACGAAACUGCAAACAAAACUCGAUUAAGACAAAAUUUAACGUGGGAUUUUCGAUUCUAAAGAGACUUCAGUGUGCGAAAA
This is a messenger RNA of Leptopilina heterotoma, 1925 nucleotides long. RefSeq lists its product as uncharacterized. The record is from RefSeq and is a predicted model, not a curated record. NCBI's taxonomy places the organism in Eukaryota, Metazoa, Arthropoda, Insecta, Hymenoptera, Figitidae. The coding region runs from base 313 to 1872 and encodes 519 amino acids. The transcript has 2 exons.